Molecule: messenger RNA, 5454 nt
Organism: Mauremys mutica (yellowpond turtle)
Lineage: Eukaryota; Metazoa; Chordata; Testudines; Geoemydidae
Exons: 3
Coding region: 102-2045 (647 amino acids)
Source: RefSeq, a predicted model, not a curated record
UCUGGAUUCGUCCCGGAUAUUAUCGCUCUAAACUCUUGCCAUGCGCGGACCCAGGGAAUGCCCGGAGGGAAGCGGCCGACGUUGCCCCGCGCGUUGUGCGCAUGCGCAGUCUCACGAUGGUGGGGCUGGAUAUGGAUUUCAGGGACCGGCAGCUGAGGCGGCGGUGGCAGCAGCAGCAGCGUCGUCAAGGUAACCAGGUCUGGCGCCUGCCCCGCUGCCCCUCAGCCUGGGCCCCGUUCCAGGGCCAGCAGCCGUGGCCAGUCGCUCGCGGGAAGAGAGCGGCCGGCUCUGGGCAGCGGGGAUGGCAGCCGCGGCCACGGACGGCAGCCGGUGGGAGCGCGGCGUCGGGCCCUCAGGCUAAGGCGGCAGGAGCGGCAGACCCCAAGGUGGCUGGCGGGAGCGUGGGGGCAGGGAGCGCGGCGGGCCCAGCAGUGACGGCGGCCUCAGGCGGGAGCGCAGCGGAGACGGCGGCGGCCUCAGGCACCUCGGCGAAGGUGGCUGGUGGGAGCGUGGCGGGGGCGGCCCCAGACCCCGUGGUGAAGGUGGCUGGCGGGAGCGUGACCACGGGCCCCACGGCAAAGGAGGACGCUGGGAGAGCGGGGGAGGAGUUGAUGGUGGUGGGUUUGGGUCCUGACGGGAGCACAGCGGAGACCACAAUGAAGGUGGCUGGUGGGACACUGACAGUGACAACGACAGCAGCAAUCUCAGGCCCUAUGGUGAAGGCGGCCGGUGGGAGCACGGUGACCUCAGGCCCUGCGGCGAUGUCGGCGGCCUCAAGCUCCCGGGCGACGGGCCCCGCGGGGAAGGUGGCCAACGAGAUCAUUCAGUCUCCCUCUUUUGGGUCACAGAUGGCCACCCCACUGGCAAAAGACAACAGUGGGGCAUCUGUAGCUACAGUGGAGCCCAACAGCAGCAGCACAUUGGCUUUCAAGGGUUCUGUGGUUUCAAUGGCAGCCACAAAGAGGCACAACAACAACAAUGUCCCUGUGUGUGGGACUCCAGCAGCCAAGCUCCUCAAAUUGCCCGGGCCUGAUGACAACCAUGGUCCAGCCCUUUUGGAAGCCUUCAAGGCCGUGGUAGCAGCUGGUGGGAGUGGCUGGCUGGACCCAGUGGCAGUGGCUGCAGUGAAAACAGAACUGGAAGUGGGCUGUUCCUCUGAAGAGGACCUUGGAAGCAGGAGCAGAGAGACAAGUGGCAAGAGCAGUGAGCCACAGCAACUCACCUGGACCCCCACCCUACUUGUGACAGAACGCAAGAGAAAGAAGAAGCCUAUUAGCCAGGAGCGCACAACCUUAGUGAACCUUGUACCAUGCACUGAGGAUAGGAUAAAGGAGCCUAAGCCCAACCCCCUGGGAUCAGAGGACCCAGUAGAGGCCUACAAUAUGGAGCCCCUGUUGUCAUUUUUCCCACCAGAUUCCCCCAUUAGAAGCAUGGUACCAGGUGGUGAUAACUUUAUGCAAGCUGAACCAAAGGAAAUAUGGAUUUGCGGCCAUUCUGUGAUUUUGGUGACAAAGAGGAGGGCAAGCACUCACCCACAUGGGCUGCAACUGGGUUUCCCAAGUUCGAGUGCCUUUUUGUAUUGGCAUGGCAUACAGGCAAUGCUGUGGGAUCAGCUCUUGCCUCUUCUCCAUGAAAUUUAUUAUCUCAGGUCUUUUCCAUCAAUUAUAGUAAUUCACCUUGGGGAAAAUGAUCUUGUGCAACACACCGGUAUGUCACUCAUUGUCAAAAUGAAAAAUGACUUGGGCAUCCUUAGAAGGGCCUUCCCAGAUGCCCAUAUCAUUUGGUCUUCACUGUUGCCAAGGCGUUUUUGGAAAGGAGCCGAAAAACCAGUGAGCAUAGAAAAGGCACGGAAGGGGAUUAACAGGGAAAUGUCCCAUUAUUGCAGUGAAAAUGGCAUAAUGUUUUUGAGACAUGAUUUAAUCACUUACGAUAAGCCAAACAUGUUCCUGCCAGAUGUAGAUGACCUGUCUGAUGUAGGAGCUGAUGUUUUUACAGCAGAUUUAAAAGAGGCCCUACAUUCCUGCCUGGGCUUUGGUAAAGGCUAAUCUGCUUUUGUCUGGGGAAAUGAAUUUUUCAGGACUGUUCCAUGACAUCCCAUCUGUGCACGGGAGUCUAGGUUUUGGGGGGAAGGGAGGGAGAUGGUCAUACCAGUUGAAAGUUAAAGCUUUGCUGCUUUAAACUGGCAGGAAGGAGCAUUUUGCAGUUGCGUCCGCAUCCCAUUGUCUUUGGCAAGUUCUCGAUGUGGCGGAAGUUGAGAUGGAUUUGGGUUGCCCACCCAUGGAGUUUCAUAGGUCUCUGCACAAAAACUGUAGUAACUAUGGAGUUACUGCCCCCCCUUCCCCUGUGAAGAGGGGAGACUGAACAAAUACAUUAACUUGCUCAUGAGGUUAUGUUCAUUGUGUUUAAUUUUGUUCAUUUUGAUCCCUUAUAGCAAUAUUCUUGUAGACAAUAAAAUGUAAUUCAGGAUUAACGAGUGUCAGAUGGCUUGUUUGCAUGUUUCUAGCUUAAAAUAGAUGUGUAUGGAAUAAACCUUUUGUUUGUUAGGGGUGUAUGUGUGUAUAUACACGCAUGCACCAUAACACAUUUAAAAUGUAAGUGUGCAGCAUGUUAUGUUGUCUCUUAUGCUUUGGCAUAAUAGACUAUAAUUGUUGGAAAGUUAGGGACAUUAGCAAGGCUUUGGAGCAGAGCCUGGAGCACGGAGCAGUGGAGCUGCAGAUUUUUGCCUGGAGCUGGAGCACAGCUCCAAAGCCCUGGACAUUAGGGCUCUGAUUAAACAGACUGUUUCCACACACCCAAUAGCAAUUGAAUUCGUAGAAAUAUAGGGCUAGAAGAGCCCUCUGUGCUGAGGCAGGACCAUCCCUCUGUUUAAAAACCUUCAAGGAUGCCAAUUCCACAACCUCCCUUGGAAGUCUAUUCCAGUGCUUAACUACCCUUCUAGUUAGAAAGUUUUUUCUGAUAACCAACUUAAAUUUCCCUUGCUGCAGAUUAAGCCCAUUACUUGUCUUACCUUCAGUUGACGUAGAGAACAAUUUAAUCACUGUCUUCUUAACAUUGGGGAGGACUGUUAUCGGGUCCUCCCUAGUUCUCUUUUCUUAAGACUAAACAUGCCUAGGGUCUCCCUUUCUCUUCCCUCCUCCCCACCCCACCGAUCAGAUUUUUCCAAACCUUUUGUCAUGCUUGUUCUCCUUUGGACUCUUUCUAGUUUAUCUACAUCUUUCCUAAGUGUGGCGCCCAGAACUGAUACUGUAUUCCAGUUGAGGCCUCACUAAUGCCAGGUAGAGCAGGACAAUUACCUCCAUUUUAUAUAUGUCACUCCAGUUAAUACACUACAGAAUGACAUUAGCCUUUUUCACAACUACAUCACGCUGUUGACUCAUAUUCAGUUUGUGAUCCACUACAAUCCCCAGAUCCUUUUCAGCAGCACUGUCACCUAGACAGUCAUUCCCCAUUUUGUAGUUGUGCAUUUGAUUUUUCCUUUCUAAGUGUAGUACUUUGCACUUACCUUUACUGAAUUUCAUCUUGUUGAUUUCAGACCUAUUUUCUAGUUUGUCAUUUAAAAUUCUAAUCCUGUCCUCCUAUGUGCUUCCCAGCAUGGUGUCGACUGCAAAUUUUAUAAGCAUACUCUCCACAGGAUUAUCCUUGUUAUUAAUGAAAAUAGUGAAUAGUUCCAGACCCAGGACUAACUCCUGCAGGACCCCACUAGAUUCAUCCCUACCAGUUUGACAGCAAACCAUUGAUAACUACUCUUUGAGUAUAGUCUUUCAAUCAGUUGUAUACUCACCUGAUAGUAAUUUCAAAUAGACCACAUUUACCUGUUUUACUUAUGAGAAUGUCAUGUGCGUCUGUGUCAGAAGCCUUACUAAAAAUCAAGGUAUAUCAUGUCUACUUCUUCCUCUCAUCCACUAGGCCAGUAACCCUGUCAAAGAAGGAAAUUAGGUUGGUUUGGCAUGAUUUGCUAUUUCUUAUAACCCUGCUAUCCUCUAGGUAUUUACAAAUUGAUUGGUUAAUACUUUGUUCCAGUAUCUUUCCAUGCAUGCAAGUUAGGCUGACUGGUCCUCUUUGUUCCCCUUUUUAAAGAUAGGUACUAUUUUUGCCCUUCUCCAGUCUUCGAGUUAUUCACCCAGCAUCCAUGAAUUCUCGAAGAUACUUGCUUAUAGUUACGAGGUUGCUUAUGCUAGUUCCAUAAGUACUAUAAGAUGAAUUUCAUCAGGACCUAACAAGUUAGACAUAUUCAAGUUAUCUAAAUGUUCUUUAACCUGUUCUUCCCUAUUUUGGCUUGCAUUCCUUCCCCUUUGUUGUUAGUAUUGUGACCCAGUACUCAACACCAUUAACCUUUUUAGUGAAGUCUGAAGUGAAAUAGGCAUUAAACACUCAGCCCUCUGAUGUCAUCACUCAUUAGCUCUGCUUCCCUGCUAAGUAGAGGACCUACACUUUCUUUUGUCUUUCUCUUGCUCUUCAUGGUUAAUCCUGUGUUAACACUAACAAGUACGUAGGGCUUACAAGUAUCCUCUGUCCCACUCUCAUUUGAGUCUAGCUUCCAUCUAGUGUCUGACUAGUAACAGGACACUGAUUCUGUAACCUGCUCUGGAAUAGAGGGUUUGACAAAACUGGCUUCCUCACCAUCAGUUGCUCUGCAAUCUGUCCUCGAAUAACACAUUAAUUUCUGGCCAUACUCAAGAACUCUACCUUCCAGCACACUACAGGCUUGGAUGCUGACCUGCAAACAAGUCACUUACCUCUUUGUGCCCCUCAUCUUUCAUAGUCCCAUUUCAAUUUUACCCAUUUACCUACCUCAAAGGGUAUGUUAAAGAUAUUAAGUGCUCAGUAGCUAGGGAUUAUAAUUUUUUUUGUACAUCUGUAUAAGAACACAUAAUUAGUGGGAAUUUUCUCAUGAGGGUCCAGUGAGAAACUUUCUCUUGUUUUGAGAUCAUUUAUAUGAAUAGCGAUCAAAGAGCUGACUGUUGAAAUGUCAUCUGAUUCUUUCCCUAUGUUUGUGUUAAGCCUACAAGUCAUUGCUUAGAGGGAUCAGAAUAACACUGUUGAUGGUAUGCUGACCAAAACACAUGUGUAUAUUUUCUUUAUUAAUUGGCUUAUACUGAGAGGUCAUCAGACUGGGAAUGUCAGUAAAUCCAUGACUUCCUGUCUUUGCAUGGGAGUCUGAAAGGGGGUUGAAAUACCAUAAGCUUAAUUGCCAGAAGUGGGCAAGAAGAAAAGUUGUCCAUGUUACCUGUGCAUCUUUUGGAAGAUUUGGGGUGGUCUAGGAGGUUCACAGAACGCCUCUCUAAGGCAAGACUGUCAUAAUGACGGAAUCUCCCAAGAGUGGAGAAAUUGGCUGAUGACCUCUUUCAAUUGGCUGUACAUAGUUGUUGAGCAUUUUUGUAGGUGGAACAUAUUUGUAGUGUGAACAGCACUGUAACUUUUUGUACAUUAAUAAAGCUAUGGGGUUUUUUUGUG